AAUUACAGCGCCACAAACAGACUGUCCACUGCAACCUAACCUCGACUUCAGUAGCUAAUAUUAGUAUUUUACAAACUAACUUUAAAGUACUAUUCUUUUGAAAAAGCUGAAUAUUUUUCUACGAAUUCGUCAAGUUCAAGAAGAGUCCAUGUUCCUUACCCUUCUGGGUAGUCACGUAUCAGGCCAAGAACAGCCCCACCCGGGUUCUUCCUGUGAAGGAACUUCAUAAUUUGAGAAAGUAGUAUUGGAGAUGCAAAGAUGGGGAAGAAUGAGAAAAUCUCAGAAUAUAGGGAAAGGCUGGACAGAACAUUGGCAUCCCCUGAACUCACAAAUGAAGAUUCACUUAGAACCCUCGUCAAGAAUCAGCUUCUCCGCUCUUCACUUGAUGAAGAUGAAGGCUGUAGUGAGAAUGUAAUUCAAAGAAAGACUAAUGAAGUCUCCUAUUUUCUUCAAAUGUUGAGGAGCACUAGUGACCACGAGACAUUACAAAAUGGUCAAACUUCUCAUGGUGAAUGGAAAUUAAAAGAUGAUAAUGAAGAGUAUCGUGUCAUGUAUCGCCCAGGACCUCACGGUACUCCCCUUCACACAUUACUUGUUGAAGGCUAUGUCGACGGGCCUCUUGAUACUUGUUUAUGCGUCUCUUGGGAAUCAACACUCUACAAGAAAUGGUGGCCACAGAGUAGUUUUCCACCUUUUCGAAUUACAUAUUGCGAAUGUUUACAAAAAGUUCGGAUCAGUGAACAUCUAACUUUGCUGAGGGUGAAGGUAACAUGGCCAUUAUCAGCUAGGGAAGCUGUUGUGCACUUUUUUUUAUUAGAACACCUGAAAGAAGGUCUGCUGGUUGUUCUCGUAAACUCGAUAUCAGAUGCGGAGAACAUUGACAAAAGUACCCAUGGAUUUACGAGGGAUGGCAUCCCUGAAGUGAAGGAUGUGGUAAGAAUUGAUAUAGUCGGAGGCUUUGCCAUACAGAAAGUGACCCCUGAAAGAAGUUACUUCCGAACUAUAGCGACUGUGGAUUUGAAGCUGGACUUUGUUCCACCAUCCCUUUUAAAUUUCAUAUCACGGCAGCUUGUUGGAAGCGGUUUCAAACUAUUUCAGAAGGCAGUGGCUUCUGUCUCCAACAAUGAUGAAGAUUAUAGCAAAGCUUUGGAGGAUCCAUUGUAUGCUCGAAUACACGAGGCUCUAUUGUCCACCGUUGAGCCAAACGAUACCCCGGAAAGGAAAGAUCUCAAGACCGACUCUUGCCUUCCGUUACAAGGGAAUUCUACAGAAGAGAUGCAUAACAAUUCGGCUGAUAACAAUGCAAGUGAAUCUAUGGUCGGGAAUGAACAAGUCGCUGACAAGAAAAGUUUUGGUGAGAUUGAGGAAGGUGAGACUCAUGAGAGUGAAGAAAGCAGACAAUCGAAAGAUGAAAUUAAGUCCGUCGAACACAACGAUGUUCAUAGCAAUGGUGCAAUUGAAACUUCAUACGACACUGUACCAGCUACAUAUAGGAAAAUAAUUAGUGAAAUUGAGGAAGAAGAAAGUGAUUUCAGUAUAGAUUUCAAAAAUGACAUAUCUGAACCGUCAAAUUACAUAGCUGCAACGAGAAGUCCUCUUAACCAUAAAACAAAUAUUGCAGUUAGUCCUGAGGUCGAACGAGCUUUAUAUACUCUAGAGAAGGCCAUUACUUUAGUCCGAGAACGUGGUAAUAACAGUGUAGUGAAGUUUUCCUCCGUCUCCGUAAGCAAAGAGACUCCAAUUCAACAAAAGAUUACAGAGACAAGUUCUAUAUUUGCAAAGGAUGUAGUUUCUUCAGAUACUGAGGUCCCUGUUGAAGUAUCCCAGAAAGGAAGAAUUGUCGAUAGGACAUCACAUGAAUCAAAGACUAGCUCGAGCAAUUGCGAUAUCAGGCGUACGGGGUCAAAUUCUUUCGCAAGAGAAGUAAACCAUAACAAGAUAGCACCGGCAUCACCAUCACCGGAACAGGUAACAGCUCUAUCAAAUACGCCACUUAAAUUGAGCGACGAUAAGCUAAUGCUUACCGAAGUGGAUGGGAUAAACAGUAAGAAACCGAGUCGGAAGAAAAACCAUAUGUUCUGUUGCUUCGAUAUGAGCCGUCGAUGAAUGAUACCUUGACGGAGAAGAAAUUGAGACCAUUAGCACAACAAAAAUGCCAAGACUGCUGAUUUUUCACGUCAUCUCAAGCUUACAUAGAUGCGGACAUUUUGGUUUCCAAUUAAUUGUAUCAAGUGUGCCAUUAUAUAUAUUUGUAUUAUGUAAUACUACUAAUAAUUUGUAUAAUUCAUGUAUGAUAAUGUAACAUUUCCAUAUCAAAGCGAGAACAAAAUAAUUGAUAA
Molecule: messenger RNA, 2339 nt
Organism: Mercurialis annua (annual mercury)
Lineage: Eukaryota; Viridiplantae; Streptophyta; Magnoliopsida; Malpighiales; Euphorbiaceae
Exons: 12
Coding region: 259-2106 (615 amino acids)
Source: RefSeq, a predicted model, not a curated record